AUGGACUCGCAGCCUCUCCCUGACGCACACGCGGCCUCGUCCAGAGACCGCCUCAGCUACUUGCCCGCCGAGGUCCUCGCCGACAUCUUCAGCUACCUCGCGCCCAACCCUCCCGCACCCCUCUCUCGCCGCCUCCUCCCCUACUCGCGCACCGCCAAACUCGCACGCGUCGACAUCCAGUCGGUCAAGCAGCUCAAGAGCUUCGUCGACACGGUCAAGGGCACACCCGCACUCGGCGGCUACGUCCGCAGCCUCACCCUCAACCUGCGCGACACGACCGAGACCAUCCUCGCCCUCGAGACGGCCUUCAACGACACGCUCGGCGAGGCCCUCGCCCUCCUCCCCGCCGUCAAGGAGGUCGACGCCGUCGACUGGAUGACGACCUCGUUCCUCCUGUCGGACAAUGCCGUCGCCGCCGCCGCCGCCCACCCGCUCCACACCAUGCGCCUCAGCAUCCUCCUCACCCAGCUCAACUCGCUCGACUUUGUCACCUACCGCCUCGCCCUCCUCGCCCGAUACCCUCGGUUGCGCAAGGUCGAGAUCACCGUCCUCCCCUUCGACCCGGGCUCGACCUCGGCCGUCGCGUUUGACCUGUUCCCGGCGAGCGACCUCGCGCCCGCCGCACUCGACAUGGCGCCGAUCGCCCAGGUCGACAAGCUCGUCGUCGUCGGCGCGCUGUGCGACCAGCGAGUCGUCAACAUCCUGCGCGCCUUCCACGGCGUGCGCGACGUCGAGCUCGCCGACACGUUCGCGUCGCGCCACAUCGCGCCCGCGCUCGCCGCGCUCGACCCGUCGGCCCUGCGCGGCCUCGUCCUGCGGCGGUACCUCGUGCCCCCACCGGUCGACCUCCCGGCGCAAGAGACCGACUGGGCGCGGUUCGCCAACGUGCACGAGCUCUCGUUCGCGCUGCCUAUCGGCUCGCCCGACGCGCUCGCCGCCGCCCUACCCUCGUUCAGCAACCUGUCGCGCGUCGUCUUUGGUGCCGGAUCGGACCCGUCGGCGGCCCUCGUGCAGCACCUCGUCGCCCACCGCCCACCGCUCCUGCGCGAGGUCGUCCUGUCGCACGUCACGGGCAUGGUCGGCGAGCCGCUCUCGCCCGAGUCGGUCCCGGCCGUCGCCUCGUGGCUCGAGGCCAUGACCGCCGCCGUCAUCGCGAGCCGCAGCCCCGACGCGAGCGACGACCCGGGCGCCGCAGCGCGCGCCGUCCCGCCGUUCCCGCUCGACGGCUGGCUCCUCCCGCAGUGGUGCCCCGACUUUACGCCGUCGGACGCCGAGGCGCUCCUGCCGCUCGCACGUUCGGUCGGCGUCGCGCUCGGCGGCACCUUUAUCAGCGCGUGCCUGACGACGUACGUCCUCGACCGGCAGGUCGACCUGUGGCUCGGCCACGACGGCGAGUCGGGCGCGGGGGUGCGCGACAUGGGCGACGACGAGCGCGAGGUCAUCUGCGACCGGAGCUUCUGGGACGCGCUCGCGCUGCGUUAUGCGGCGAGGCUGCUCGAGGGGACGGACGGGGGAGGAGGGGCGGCGGCGGCGGGCGACGAGAGUAUGGAGCCGAGGAGCAAGGCCCUGCCGCUCGACGUGGCCGUCUUUCACCCGACCUCGGCCAGGCGUCGCAGGUACGAGCAGCGCGAGGGCUCCCUCGACGAGCGUUGAGCGAGGGGAGGGUCACCGGAGCGUCGAGUGCCUCUCGUACCGACGGACCCUGUGCAACGAGGACGUUCGAGCCCGGUA
This is a messenger RNA of Rhodotorula graminis WP1, 1731 nucleotides long. RefSeq lists its product as uncharacterized. The record is from RefSeq and is a predicted model, not a curated record. The transcript has 3 exons. NCBI's taxonomy places the organism in Eukaryota, Fungi, Basidiomycota, Microbotryomycetes, Sporidiobolales, Sporidiobolaceae. Bases 1 to 1653 code for a protein of 550 amino acids.